Molecule: messenger RNA, 376 nt
Organism: Heterotrigona itama
Lineage: Eukaryota; Metazoa; Arthropoda; Insecta; Hymenoptera; Apidae
Source: the annotation of a GenBank genome assembly
AUGCGUCGUCCCUUAAUUCGUCAUCUCUCGGAAGGUGGUGGCGGUGCGGGUGACAACACCGGCUCCAGGAGGCAGCAAUCCGUGAAGGAGGACGACCGUGCCAGUUACACUUGGAAUUGUCGCGAAUAUGGGCAUCAUCUGUCUUCCUGCGACCUUCUCAAGGUUCCGACAGCCCUCGGCUGCCGCGGCCACACAACGUCCCCGGAGCCACGAAUCGCGAUCCACAGUUAUGUCUCGCGUUGGCGGAGGAGGCUAGCUCCGAAAUUGUCCAGGUCAGUGCAUCCUUCGAGGGCUCACUCCGGGCAACCGCGCUCGCGCACUGAAAUCAGCUGCGGUGUUACGGUUAAGAAAGAUACUUUCUUUCUUUCAGAUUUGA